Molecule: messenger RNA, 6899 nt
Organism: Nothoprocta perdicaria
Lineage: Eukaryota; Metazoa; Chordata; Aves; Tinamiformes; Tinamidae
Gene: SPHKAP
Product: SPHK1 interactor, AKAP domain containing
Exons: 11
Coding region: 16-5016 (1666 amino acids)
Cellular component (GO): cytoplasm
Molecular function (GO): protein kinase A binding
Source: RefSeq, a predicted model, not a curated record
UUUGAAUCUCCACUGAUGUUUGAAGUUCCAGAGCACCAAGGCAACAGCGCAGACAGCUCGGGAAGCAGCUUGGGAAGUUCUGUGACAGCAUGUAAGAAGAUUCUCUGCAGUAACAGUCUGCUAGAGUCAACAGACUACUGGCUGCAGAAUCAGAGGACACCAUGCCAAAUAGGCUUUCUGGAAGACAAGUCAGAAAGCAACUGUGCCUCAGUUUGUUUUGUGAAUUUAGAUGCAAACAGAGAUGACUGCAGUGACGAGCAAGUGAAACAGAGAUUGAUCAGCGUCUCUCCAAAUCUCCCCAAACUUAUCAGCUCCAUGAAUGUACAGCCACCAAAGGAAAACGAAAUAGUCCUGCUGAGUGGAUUAACAUCAGGAAAUGUUCAGGCUGAUUAUGAAGUUCCGCAGUGUCCUUGGCUGGCAGAUGUCUGCUUGGUUCAGUGUGCACGGGGGGACAGGAAAAACAGCACAAGCUGCAUCAUCUUUGAAAUAAACAAGUUUCUGAUUGGACUUGAGCUUGUUCAGGAGAGACAGCUGCAGAUAGAAGCUAAUGUCUUAAAGCCCGAGGAUGAUACAAACUGUUCAGUGUCCUCAAUAGAAGAAGAUUUUCUCACAGCAUCUGAGCACCUCGAAGAUGAAAAUGAGGCUGAUGAAUAUAAAGCUGGUCAUGAAAAAUUAAGUGCUCCUGAACUUUCUUCAGAUCUCAAAAAGAAUAAAGGAAAGGGACUUGAAAAUCUCCACUACAGAAAAGCCAAGUUGCCAUCUAUUCUUGAUGGAAACUGUGUUAAUAAAGAUAACACAGGUACCAGAGUCUCGGAAGCUGUGAGUGUCGUGGCUGCGGACAGCAACGUACAACUUGAAGAUAAGCCAGCCCAGGAAAUACUCUGGCAGAAGGAAUUAGCUGAAAGAGCUACAUCAUCCCUCCAUACUAAUAAUUUGACUGACAAUUUUGGAAAUUCCUGCUCCGCACCUGUGUUUGAAGAUGUAUCUGUAACUGCAAUGGCUAAAGAGGGGCCGGGGCCUCUGCAUGACCCUACAGCACAACAGGACGGUAAGACGGAUGUGGAAAAUUCUGCAGGCAUUAGGAAAGCUGAUCCUCCCUUGCAAAAUGAGCAAGCAAUGACAGGUCAGUAUGCCACAAAUUUAGCAGAAUCUGUUCUGCAAGAUGCAUUUAUUAGACUGUCACAGUCUCAACCCACUUUUACUGAUGAGGCUGCCGUUAGCAUCUCCAUAGGAAGCUCCUGUAAAGCAGAAGAUACGACUGCUUCCCGAUCGUGGAAUGAACUUCCCAAGAUUGUCAUAGUGCAAAGCCCAGAUAGCUCUGAGGGUGUCUCUGAAUGGCCGGGAUCGGCAUUCCCAAAUCUGUACCACUGGGCUGAAUCAGAAAGUUCUGCGGAAGUUUCAGAUUCCUGCGAGGAGGAAUAUGCAGACAGGCACACUCAGAGCGCCUUGGAAGUGGCCCUGGCCUGUGCAGCCACAGUUAUUGGAACCAUUUCAAGUCCCCAAGCUGCAGAGAAAUUCAGAAGAGAUCAAGAAGCCACAGACUCCAAAAGCAGAGCAGUUGAUAAUGAAGUGCUACAGACAGCAUCUUCACAGCUCCUUGAUGACUGUGCUGGCACAGAAUAUUCAUUCCCAUCUGCACUGUGUGGCAUGACUCAAGUAGCAAGCGCUGUAGCAGUCUGUGGUCUGGGCGAAACAAAGGAGGAUAAGUACCCUGCAGCUUCAAGUGGGCUCCUGUCUGCUGCUCAGACUUCUACAGCUAUUACUCUUCAUUGUAGCAUAGCCAUAGGGAGCAGCAUGGAGAAGCUGAACGAUAGCAUUGCAGAGACUCUUCUCAAAGAGGCGUCAAUAAUUUUAACAAAGCCCAGUACCUACAAAAACGUAGGGCAUUUUAUGGAGUCUAUGAAUGGGAGAAUCAUUGAAACAGCGGCAAGACCACGGAUUCCACGCUCUGAGGAGGUAAUCAGGGAUGAACUAGCACAAAACCUAUCCAACAUUAUUCUACGACAUUCUGUUGAAGAGGUUAGGAAGAAGAAACAGCUACACCCCCAUUCAGAAUACAGCUCAAGUACACAAGACAUUUUCAUGGAGACUGCAAAUGAGUUGCUUUUUAACGUGAUAUAUUUCACUUACAAGAAGAUGAAUGAUAUAAGACAUGCUGAUGAGUGUUCUCCUCUCUUUUCUGAGGGCACAAAAGCUGAGAAAGGAACCAUAGCAGAAGGUUGGCCGACGCAGGCCACACCACAUGAAACACUGCACGGACCCCCUGAUCACUCUGCUAGCGUGCCCCUGCACACCUCAUACAGCACUAGUGCUAGCAGUGACCUUGGGAAUGUCACAAGCCCUGGGAAAAGUAACGUGGCAGAUGUAGGUAGCUGUGAAGGUGUCCCACUGCAUUCAGCACCAACAAGUAGAGUGACUGGGCCUAGUGCACUUGUUGCAAAAACAUCUCCCAAGAAGAGAUAUUUGAAGAGAACUGCACGAGAGUGUUACAAAUCUCCCAGUCAGAGUAACAGUCAAAAGAAGCAAGACUACACGUCAUUUUCAGAUGGAGGAGAUGCCUUUACAGACAAUGAAGGCAAGCACGGUGUCCAAGAACGACUGUCUUCUGAUGCCACUGUGAAUGCAGAGAACCAGGCCAAGCAUAAGUGUGAUAAUAAUGAUGUCCCAGUUAGCUUGUCUGUACUAGGAAACCACGUCUUGCUCCCUUCUCAGCCUGUGCUACAGGUAAAACAUUCAAGGGACAAAUAUUGUAUAACAGAUUUUGCAGAAGAACUGGCAGAAACGGUCGUCUCUAUGGCAACAGAAAUAGCUGCCAUUUGUCUUGAGAACUCCAAUGGAAAGCAGCCCUGGUUCUGUGCUUGGAAAAGGGGCAAUGAAUACCUGGUCACCCAGAGUUUAUCAUGCCGAACCAUAAAGAGGAAAAAGGAAACUCAGACUAACAGCUCUGUGGUCCGGAAGCACAGGGCACCCAGACUUAGCGAGAUCAAAAGGAAAACAGAUGAGCAUCCAGAGCUGAAAGAACGACUGAUGAAUCGGGUAGUGGACGAGUCUAUAAACCUUGAGGACACACCAGAUUCUGUCAGCAUCUUUGCAAAUGAAGUGGCUGCUAAGAUUAUGAACCUCACUGAGCUCUCUGUGGUUGACAGCAUCUGGCAAGGUCCGAACCAUGCCCGGAACAGGCUGCACUGUGAAAGGUGGAGCCGAGGCAAGGCAUCGAGCUGCGAGAGCAUUCCCGAGGAGGACGCCGAUUCCAAAGGCUCCCUCCGCACCCUCGGCCUGAUGAACGCCUUAGGUCAGCCCGUGAGCCAGACAAGUUCAGUCUCCAAGCAGUCAAGCUGUGAAAGCAUUACAGAUGAAUUCUCAAGAUUUAUGGUGAACCAGAUGGAAAAUGAAGGAAGAGGCUUUGAUUUGUUACUGGAUUAUUAUGCAGGAAAGAACGCAAACAGCAUCCUAUCUUCUGCUUUGCAACAGGUAGCCAAGAAGAAUGGUCAUCUUAAUGUAAAACCAAGCUGCCCAUCCAAACAGUCCAGCACAGAAAGCAUAACAGAAGAGUUUUAUAGGUAUAUGCUAAGAGAAAUAGAAAAGGAAAACAAAGAUAAUGCAUCUUCCCCUCGGAGUUCAAAGGAGUGGUGUGAGAGUUUGCUGCCCCCCUCCCUGCGAACACCUUUCUGUUUCAGACAGUCCUCCAUGCCUGACGGCAGGUCAUCGGGCUCCAGACUAACAGUGAAUACCCCCGUUAAAGCCAACUCGCUGGACGGAUUUGCCCGUCAUCACCAGGAUUCCUUAAGCGUGCAGCCCGUGAGCACCGUGGCUUCCUCAGGUCUCUGCAAAUCUGACUCCUGCCUGUACCAAAGAUGCAAGACUGACCAGAUAACAGACAUGCUGAUUCAUGAGACAUGGGCCAGCUCUAUUGAAUCACUAAUGCGCAAAAACAAAAUUAUAGCAGAUGAGGCAGAGGCUGCAGAGGCAGAUCAGCUUCACAGCGAUUCUCCACAGCACGUGGAACGGUAUGCAAACAGACUGGCUGCAAAUAUUGUGGAAAGUGGUAAAAAUUUUGUUGUUGUCCAGCAGGAUUCUUUCGAUUAUACAAGCCGAGAACACAUGCCAGAAAGCAAGCAUGAGAUGCGGUCAAAACCCAAAGGGGAGCGAGUAGGUUCAGAUGAGAAGAAAGGAUUUGAGAAUGCUGGAUCCCUCCCUGCCAGUCAGCACAGGGAAGUGCCCUUAAUUCAGAUAGAAACUGAUCAACGAGAUGAGCCAGAAGAGUCCUUAACUGCAUGUGAACCUUCUGAAAAGGAGCAUCUAGGCAAAGAAAAGCCUCCAGAAGAAUAUGCUGGGAAGCAGAUGGUUUCCAGUUCCCUACUAAAUAGCAGCAGUCCCCAGAGCAGACCAGAGGCUGAGCUCACAGCAGAGACAAAACCAGCAGAAGAACUUCCAAACCAGCAGAGCAGCAGUGAGGAGAGCACAGGCAGCUGGUCCCAGCUAGCCAACGACGAGGACAACCCUGACGACACCAGCAGCUACCUGCAGCUCAGCGAGAGGUCCCUGAGCAAUGGCAACAGCAGUACAACUAGCAGUCUUGGCAUUAUGGACCUGGAAAUUUAUCAGGAGAACGUGCCACCUUCUCCUGUGAUUAAUGAAUUAGUAGAAGAAAAGGUUUUCCUUAAAGACCAGACAGAAAAUAUAGAAGAAAGCACCUCUGUGCUCUCGGUGGGAACAGCCAAUUGCCAGAAGGAGCUGCUGGUCAUCAACUUCGACCUGGAGCCGGCACGGCCCGACGCAGAGCUGCGAGCCACGCUGCAGUGGAUAGCUGCCUCGGAGCUUGGGAUUCCCACCAUCUAUUUCAAGAAAUCUCAGGAGAACAGAAUUGAAAAGUUCUUAGAUGUUGUGCAACUUGUUCAACGGAAGUCCUGGAAAGUGGGGGAUAUUUUCCAUGCCGUGGUGCAGUACUGCAAGCUCAGCGAGGAAGGCGGCGAGAUGACACCGAGCCUGUUCGACUGGCUCCUCGAAUUGGGCUAAAGUCACUUGUUCUGCAGUUUUGUUUUGAUACUGUUUAAAUAAGCAGUAGUUUGUGUAAUGCUCUGAUUUCCAAAUAUCACUGAGUAAAAUGAGCAAAGAUAUACAAACUCUACAGAAACAGCACGCAUCUGUUCCACAACUAUACACUGAGCAAAGGGAAAUCAAGGUGUGUCGUAUCUUUUGUAUCAUGAGGGACUCUUCUCUUGACAUACUGUGCUAUAGGAUGUACUGUAACUGGGAGGGGAUGAAUUUUAGCCUUUUGGAUUAUGAACUAUACAGUAAAGGCUUAAAUUAAUAUCUAAUAUGAUUGGAUUAAAUCAACCAACUAAAACUUAAUAAUGUGCUAAAACACAGGUUUAAAAAACCGUCUUUGUAUUAACUAUGUAUCUAGCAGCCUAACUAUCAGAAUAUGUACGUGUUACAGGAUGCUGAGGAAGGUUUAGGUCCCCUAGAUCAAUAAUACAAAAAUACUUUUUUUUUUUUUUUUUUUGAUCCCCACAGCCUGAUAAGGGGUAAAAAGCUUUGAACUCUUAACAUGUUUGCAGUUAGGCAAUAUAAUGUGAUAUAAAAUGUGAAAAACAUGUUUUUUUUCCAUGUGAUUCUCUGCCGUAGCUCUUCCCCAUUCCUCACUCUUUGUCAAGAAAGUAAAAUCCAGAUUCUCAAGCAUUACCCUUCAGAAAUCUGAAUUCCUUUUCGCUUGGAGGCAGUGCACUUUAGGAUAACUGGGAGAUCCCAGCAAAGCUCUGGGGUUCGGAUCCCUGCUCCCCAUGGACCUGCCCCGCAGCCCUGGGCAAGUCCCUUCACCUCUGUGCCUCAGUGUCCCUGUCUGCUAAGAGGGAGUAACGAUGGUACAUUUGUUAUAUAAAGUGCUUUUAUGUAAAGCACUGUGUGUUAGUUAAAAGCACUGGAAAAAUAAAUACUAUUUUAAUUUCCGCUUAAUAGAUUGUUAACAAGAGAAGGUAAAUAUUCGAAGAGAGAAUUGUGUUCACAUAAAUAAAACCUUAGCAAUGCUAGUUUUUAUAACUUACAAGAAAACAAAAUGAUUGUUAACAUCUUUCAGCAAACAUAAUGGCUCAUUUUGGAUAUAAAUGUUUGGGUUAUAUAUGAUAGUUCAUGUUACUGUAACAUUUGUAUAACUGUUUGAUAAGAUAUAACUAUGGUACCUUCUUGUUGAGAUGAUGUUUCAUGCACUUAAGGAUAUUUUCUUUUGAUUCUGCCAAAGAGAUUGGUUUUGAAUUUAAAGAUAAAUAUAACUUAUCACAUCAAAGCUCUUCUGUGAUCUGUUUCUUUGAAAAUAUAUUUAUCUCUGUACACCCAUCUAAUAGAAAAUCUGCCUGCCUUUCCCAGUAAAAUAUUUAAGAGAUGUUUUAUUUUCCAUAUAACAGUAUAUGCUUCUGUAAUAUUUCUUGAAAAAAAUUAUCCUUUUGCACUAAGUAUUUUUGGAGAUUUUGAAGUAGUUUUAAAUAAUUUAUGAAAAAGAGCCAUAUUCUCAAUUUUAUCAUCAAACCCCUUCCUAAACUUGCAUGGUUUCCUCACACUCAUUUGUUAAGAAAUGCAAAUCAGCAGUGAAUCAAGAACCGAACGCAGGAGAUGAAGUAACGUGGCUAACCCUGCACCUGCUCUGCAGUAUGAACGAGGCAGCGAAGGUCACUUCACUGUCAAGAUAGAAGUCACCUCUUUGUGCCCACUAAAUCGGUCCUGUCAUCACUGGGCCUGCGCCUCGAGCUGCCCAGCACCCGGAGCUCCCACCAACCCCAGCGGGAGCUCCGAGCACCCAGCGCUUCCGAGGCGGAAACGGAAUAAAAAGCACCAAGGACUAUGGACUGAAAGUGCUUUGUUUGAGUUAGUGGAUCGGAAAGUGUAUUUAUUUUCAAACCAAAUCU